Messenger RNA from Coccidioides immitis RS, 1641 nucleotides. Its product is annotated as NECAP endocytosis associated 1. NCBI's taxonomy places the organism in Eukaryota, Fungi, Ascomycota, Eurotiomycetes, Onygenales, Onygenaceae. The coding region runs from base 166 to 1215 and encodes 349 amino acids. The transcript has a single exon. Gene Ontology annotation, biological process: endocytosis. The record is from RefSeq and is a predicted model, not a curated record. Gene Ontology annotation, cellular component: clathrin vesicle coat; membrane.
GUGGUGCAAUAUCCUCGCAGCAAACAUGUCCUUUUCAAUCUCCUGUAUCUUUCUUGCCUAUGGAACUUCCCAACCUCUUCCCGAUGCCUAAAUCCAUCUAAAUCCGCCGCCAAACCACUCUCCCCCUCUUGAUCCUCCAAGUUUCCCCCCUCCUUGCCGCCCAAAAUGUCCGGCAUCGUCGAUCCCGCAACGGGCCAACCCCUUCCCGCCGACGCCAUCCAGCGCGUCCUCUACGUGUGCCAUCCGGUCCACGUCUACGCAAUUCCGCCUUUAAUGUCCAUGAAGGGCUACACUGCCGCCGACUGGACCACUCCCGACCCCCGCAACGACGGCAAAACAAAGGAGAUAUUCACCGCGCGUCUGCGCAUUCUCGAAACCGCUAUCCCCGUCCCCGCCAGUCCGCUCGUCAGGUCCGGACGACCGGCCACCAGUGCAGAAGAGCCGCAGGAAAAAGUGAAAACGGACAUAUUGCUGGAGGAUGUGAGCACCGGGGAUCUAUUCGCCGCUGCACCGUACACCGACGCCGGCGUCGUCGAGCACGUCAUUGAUUCGUCGCGAUUUUUCGCCUUACGCGUCGUUGGAGAAGGCAGGAAGGCGAUGUUGGGGAUUGGGUUUCAAGAUCGGAGCGAAGCGUUUGAUUUUGGCGUUUCGCUGCAGGAGGCGAGGAAGGUUCUGGGUUUUAAGCCCGUCGAUGGGGAUAAGAAUGUCGAGUCUCAGAAGGGCCCGAUGCUCUCCCAUGCUGCGGUUGGGAGGAGGCCCGGGGUUGCUCCGCCGAGAGGUAGGGUGUGUAUGUCGCCUGGGAUAAGGCAGCAGCCGCCAAAGCCUCAAACGUCUCCAAGGCCUGUCGACACCAAACCCAAGGAUUACAGUUUGAAACCGGGACAGACUAUCACUGUCGACAUGGGCGAUCGGCAACGGCCUGAACGGCCAUUUGCUGGCUCCCGACUUUCAGAUACUCCUACUCAAGAAGAUCAGAAGGCCCCCUUUCCUAUCCCCCCGCCUCCUCCUCCUGCUGCUGCUGCUGGUGCUGCAUCUUCCGGUAAUGGCCUUGACCAAAGCUCGUUCUUUAUUCCUCCACCCCCUGCAGCGAGAGACAGCCGGACGGAUCGACGCAGGAGACCGCUAUCAACUUUGGAACCCACCACGCAAGUCACCGAGCAGAAACACAGUCCUUCAGGAUUUGAUGACGAUGAGGAUUUUGGAGAAUUCCAAUGAUUCGCUACUGUCUUUGAUACAUUCUUAAAAACUACCCAUGUAUAGAUCGUUUGGUAUCCCUUUUGUGAUGUGUAUGGAGGUCGUCUCAUUCAGGGGGGCAGAGAGAGACAAGAGCAUUGAUUGGCGAACCUCUUUUUUUCGGCGGGGGCGAAAUUGCAGUUGUGCAUACAAAUACAUACACAUAGUAUGGCUAAGGGCAUUUUUUACCGAAGAAAUUGGUGCAAGCUAUGAUUGGUAUUCUUUGGGUGAUAUGUACACAUAUUGGCCACCACUUUUGUAAAUGCAGAGAUGAAUGUAGUAUGAUAAGAUUUAUCACAUAAAGCCCAUCACCUCAAAUCCCCCGACAGUUUCGAACACAUAGCUCAGUGUCCGGCAUCGUGCAAUGCUCAUUAGGACUGGGUGAAUGCCAACACUUCUCCACAUCAG